AUGGCCGAGACCGACCCCGGCGAGCAGCGGGCGGCGGGCACCGGGCCGAGCACCGAAUGUGGUACCGAGCCGGGCACCGGGCCGGGCACCGAGUGCAUCACCGAGCGGGGCACCGAGCGCAUCACAGAGCCGGGCACCGAAUGCAUCACCGAGUCGGGCACCGAAUGCAUCACCGAGCCGGUCACUGGGCCGGGCACCGAGUGCAUCACCGAGCGGGGCGCCGAGUGCAUCACCGAGCGGGCCACCGGGCCGGGCACCGAGUGCAUCACCGAGCCGGGCACCGAGCGCAUCACCGAGCCGGGCACCGAGCGCAUCACCGGGCCGGGCACCGAACGCAUCACCGAGCCGGGCACCGAGUGCAUCACCGAGCCGGGCACCGAGCGCAUCACCGGGCCGGGCACUGGGCCGGGCACCGAGGCAGGCACGGCGGGGUGGCCGCGGCGCCCUCCCUACUCGUUCGUGGCGCUGAUCACCAUGGCCAUCCGGGCCAGCCCCGGGCAGCGGCUGCCUCUCAGCGGCAUCUACGCCUACAUCGCGGAGCGCUUCCCCUUCUACCGCGGCCCCAGCCGCCAGUGGCAGAACAGCGUCCGCCACAACCUCAGCCUCAACCCCUGCUUCCGACGGCUGCCCUGCCGCCGCGGCCGCGCCGGCGAGUGGGUGCUGGACCCCGCUUUCCAGGACAUGUACCCGGGGGGGAAUUACCACCUCCGCCGCCGCCGCGGCCUCUGCCGCCGCCCGCCCGCAUCGCCCCCGCCGCCCUCGAGGAUCCCCCCGGGCCCCGCCGCGCCCCGGGCCCCGCCGCUCUCGGGGAUGGCCUCGCUCCCCGCCGUUCUCCGGGCCCCGCCGCUCUCGGGGAUCCCCCGGGCCCCGCCGAGACCCCGCAGCUCCCCGAGCUCCGCCCGGGCCCCCGCCGCGCCCCGGGCCCCUGCCGCCUUUCCGGUGCCCCCGGGCUGGCCGCAGGGGCCCUGGGCAGCGCUGGUGCUGCCCCGCCGCUACCCGGAGCUGCCGACCCGGAGCCCGGCCGUGCCCCCGGGGCUGCCGCUGCCCGCCUGGGCGCUGCGCCCCGCCGAGCGGGACACGGCGGGGACCUGCGAGCUGGGGACCCGGCUGUCCCCCGCCUUCAGAUGA
This is a messenger RNA of Camarhynchus parvulus, 1128 nucleotides long. RefSeq names its product forkhead box protein E3-like. The record is from RefSeq and is a predicted model, not a curated record. Bases 1 to 1128 code for a protein of 375 amino acids. The transcript has a single exon. Gene Ontology annotation, molecular function: RNA polymerase II cis-regulatory region sequence-specific DNA binding; DNA-binding transcription factor activity, RNA polymerase II-specific. NCBI's taxonomy places the organism in Eukaryota, Metazoa, Chordata, Aves, Passeriformes, Thraupidae. Gene Ontology annotation, biological process: cell differentiation; regulation of transcription by RNA polymerase II; anatomical structure morphogenesis.